UUAAAGAAACACUGACAAAAACUAUACAAGUUUUAGGGCUGGUUGAUAUAUAUAACACUGAUAUAAAUGAUCACUCCGAUUUAGAUCUACCUAUAUUGUAGUUAUAUAAAGCGUUCACAGGCAGAUUUGCUUAAUGUAUUUCCCCGGCGUCGAAAUCAGGCACAUAUAAAUGUCAGGAAACACAAUUCCUAUCUGCAUCUCAUUAUCCAUGGAUUAGGUUUCUUUGACAUGCUAUAAGGAACACUUUCGAGCCCAACCUUUAGUGUAAUCAUUUGUUUUACUCGUGUUUUUGCAGUUUCCCGUAUUAAAUCCAGUCAUACAGCAGCUCUUUUGCCACUCGGUCAGGCUGAGGGAGCGCGUUCCGGCGGGAAAGUGACAUCAAUGCAUACCCUCUAUAGGGUCUGUUUUUAUCCAUCUGAUUUAUGUGGUUCUGUGUAGUUCUAAGUAGGUCUAUUCUAUGCAAUUCUGCUCUAUGUGGUUCUGCAGGGUUUGUUCUGUUUGGGUCAGAGUGGAUUUGUUCUGUAAGGUCUGUUUUAUAUCUGAUCUGUGUGGUUCUGUAGUGUUUGUUUUCUAUGGAUCUGACCUGUGGGGUUUGUUCUGUAUGUGUCUGUUCUGUGUGUUUUCUUCAGCACCAUGGAGAGUUCCAUUCCGAACGUCCCGUGUUCGCUUGAGUCUAUCAAGAUUCCAUCUCCUUCCUGGCGGGAGUUCAAUCACGAUGAGUCGCAAUCAGAACCCGAGUGCCGCAGUUUUUUUUUUUUUUUUGGUGAUUGUUCCGCUGAGGCGUGAGUAUCGGGAGGGGGAGAGAGAGCAGAAAGUUAAAAACACUAAAACACGAGUCACUCCAACAAAGCAGGAAAAAGCCCCAGAGCCUCCAGAGAAUCGUGACUCGCGGAGAAAUAGCAAUGCGUCACGGGUGGGUGGGGGUGUUCAUAUCCACGCAUAUACAGUCAUAGUAUAUACUCACUAUGAUCCUAACGCGCUCAUUCCUCCACCCCGCCCCGCGUCGCGUCACACUGAGCGGGGCUGCCCGCGAUACAACUAUUGAUUUCAUCUCUCUUUCUCUCGCUCCUCCUCCCUCUCCAUCACUUCUUCUCAGCUUUUCUUCAAGUGCUGCAGAGAGACGCGGCUGCUGCUGCUGCAUUGUGAGGAGAGAGAAAAAACGCUAAAGGAAAAUCCGCGUUCCCGCGCUCAGAAUUCCGCGCGCCCGUGAAGUCUGGACUCACGUACAGUCGUGAAUGAAGCUGUCAGUCAGAAGGAUCCGCCUUCUGCUUUGCAUACGUCACACCCUCCUGUCCACUGCUGUCUGUCUCCAAACCAGCCUGCAGUAAAGUUGAACUCUGAAACUCACGUUUGAUUCCUGGCUGGUGCAGUGGAGGAACAUCUGCAACCAUCAACAGCUAAACUCUGCACUCGGUGAAGAUGGAGGACCCGUACCGAGACAGGACGUCUCUGGUCAAAGGCGCUCGUGACAUCGCCAAAGAGGCGAAACGGCACGCUGUCAAGAAGGUCGGCAAAGUGGUUGACCGCGCCUCAGACGAGUACGCUGGCCGCACCUACAGCCGAUUUGAAAACGACGAAGACGAGGGCGGCGACGAAGACUGUUACUACUAUCAGGACGGUCAGGUGCAGCGAGAGGACGACGAGGGCUCCAGCGACGCCACCGAAGGACACGACGACGAGGACGAAAUAUACGAGGGCGAGUAUCAGGGCGUGCCGGCGGGAGGCGGGGCUAAUGAUGGGCGUGGCCAGGUGGCCAUUGGCCAGCCAUUAGCAGAUGGAAUGAAGGACAAACGAGAGCUGGAGAAAGAGAGAGAGGCGGACGAGGAAGAGCUGGCGCAGCAGUACGAGCUCAUCAUCCAGGAGUGCGGACACGGACGCUUCCAGUGGCAGCUGUUCUUCGUGUUGGGCCUGGCGCUCAUGUCCGACGGGGUUGAAGUGUUCGUCGUGGGGUUUGUUCUGCCCAGUGCUGAAACAGACAUGUGUGUGCCCAACUCAGGAGCCGGAUGGCUGGGCAGUGUGGUGUAUCUGGGAAUGAUGGUGGGUGCCUUCUUCUGGGGCGGUCUGUCAGAUAAGGUGGGCCGGCGGCAGUGUCUGCUGGUGUGUAUGUCAGUCAACGGCUUCUUCGCCUUCCUGUCGUCCUUCGUUCAGGGCUACGGCACCUUCCUCUUCUGCAGGAUGCUCUCGGGAUUUGGGAUUGGUGGAGCAGUUCCCAUCGUAUUCUCAUACUUUGCGGAGUUUCUGGCCCGUGAGAAGCGUGGCGAACACCUGAGCUGGCUGUGCAUGUUCUGGAUGGUGGGCGGGAUCUACGCGUCGGCCAUGGCCUGGGCCAUUAUACCACACUACGGCUGGAGCUUCAGUAUGGGUUCAGCGUAUCAGUUCCACAGUUGGCGGGUGUUUGUGGUGGUCUGCGCUCUGCCCUGCGUCUCUGCGGUCGUUGCGCUCACGUUCAUGCCGGAGAGUCCACGCUUCUACCUGGAGAUGGGAAAACAUGACGAGGCGUGGAUGGUUCUCAAACAGAUUCAUGACACUAACAUGAGAGCGCGUGGAGAGCCGGAGAAAGUCUUUACUGUGAACCGUAUAAAGAUCCCCAAGCAUCUGGAUGAGCUGGUGGAGAUGCAGUCGGAGUCGGCAAACCCUGUAGCCAAAGUCUUAUUCCGGAUCAAGAGAGAACUGCACGGAAUCUGGCUCACGUUCCUGAAGUGCUGGGAUUACCCCGUCAAGGACAACACUGUGAAGUUGGCCGUGGUUUGGUUCUCGCUGUCGUUUGGGUACUACGGUCUGUCUGUCUGGUUCCCUGACGUCAUAAAGCACCUCCAGGCGGAUGAAUAUGCGUCCCGCGUGAAGAUCCACAACAACGAGAGAACCGAAGACUUCACCUUUAAUUUCACCCUGGAGAACCAGAUCCAUAAAAACGGAGUGUUCAUCAACGACAGGUUUAUUGGCAUGAAGUUUAAGGCCGUGACUUUCAUCGACUCCACCUUUCAGAGCUGUUACUUCGAGGACGUCAGCUCCGUUGGUUCUUUCUUCAAAAACUGCACCAUCAUAGAAGCGUUCUUCUAUAAUACAGAUAUCGACGACUCAAAAUUAAUCGGUUCCUCUGUGAUCAACUCCACAUUUGCACACAACAAGACCGGCUGUCAGAUGACAUUUGAUGACGACUACAGCGCGUACUGGGUGUAUUUCAUCAACUUCCUCGGAACGCUAGCCGUGUUGCCAGGCAACAUAGUCUCCGCCCUCCUCAUGGAUAAAGUGGGUCGUUUGAGCAUGUUAGGCGGCUCCAUGGUGUUGUCCGGCAUCAGUUGUUUCUUUCUGUGGUUUGGCACCAGUGAGUCCAUGAUGAUAGCGAUGCUCUGCCUGUAUAACGGACUCAGUAUAUCUGCCUGGAACUCACUGGACGUGGUGACGGCCGAACUGUAUCCCACCGACAGGAGAGGAACUGGAUUUGGAUUUUGUAAUGCCAUGUGUAAGUUGGCUGCAGUUUUGGGGAAUCUAAUAUUUGGUUCGUUGGUGGGAAUCUCAAAAUCCAUCCCGAUCCUGUUGGCGUCGACUGUGCUGGUCGCCGGAGGCCUGGUGGGUCUGCGACUACCCGACACCCGCUCCAACGUCCUCAUGUGACCCCACUACACCUGUGACCUCUGAACCCUGAGUCGCCACGGAAACACGCAGGACACGCUCAGGGUGCGGGAGAUUAUGAUGUGUUUGGGUUGUUUAUUCAUUUAAAGUAUGUUGUUUGUUUACUUAUUAACGAUUAUUUAUGAUUUAAUUUUUUGGUUUAGCUUUUGACUUGCCCAGUUUAGAUCAAAACUAGAUUUUGAUGCCUUCAUUGCUGCAAUCAAAUGUUAUGAUGUUGUAAAAUGUCAAAAAGUAACUGAUGUAAGCUAAUCUAGGUGGGCAGAAUAAUUUAAAAUUCACAAUUUUUUUUUUUUUUUUUUUUCCAUUUUAUCUUUAGUAUUUUUGGCUGAACACAAAAAAAAAUCAGGUGAUUUUAAUUUUAAUUUUUUUUUUUUUUUUUAAAUUAAAACUUUUUUAUUUCCUUGAAAUGCUCAAACAAGAGUAAAAAGGCCAUUUAGAGAUGUAGACAUUAGCGAUAACAGCUUUUAUUGGUAGCGUAGGUCCAAUUCUCUAGUCACGGCCUUUGCAAUUCGGAGGCCCGUUUCAAAGAAACAGUCAGAGGCUGUUCCUACCCUCCCCAGAGGAAAAGAGACAUUGUAUGCAAUGCGACUGCAAUUAAUUUCUCUGCUAUAUUUAUAUAUUUAUUUAUAAACACAUUCUAUCUCUUUAACCAAGAACUAUUGUUACAAUCAUGACUGAAAACAAAAACAGCAUUCAAUCAUCGUCCUUCAGUCCCUCAGCUAUAAUUAAAUGAUACUAAAAUCACCAGUAGGUGGUGUCAAAUCAUUGUCUAAACGAAUUAGUCAUUGAAUCAUUCAAUCAAACAAAUCAUUCAAAAUGGCUGAUUCAUUUAGGGACAAAGCCAAAGUGAGUGAGUCAUUAGGUGCGUCCCAAUUUGCGUACUAUUCUACGCUGUUUUGUAGUAAAUAGUGUGAGCAGUGUGUUCACACUGAAAAUUCCAAAAAGAAUAAGUGCACUUUAAACACCCGGAUGAUACACAUAAUUAACCGAAAAAAAUGAAGUGUGGAAUGUUGGACACUUCAUGCACUCAACUGUCACAGCUUUAAUUACGUAGCGGAGGGGGAGGGGCGUCAGACUCCGAUGUUGGACGACAAAAUAACUGUAAAAAUUUAAGCCCGGGAUACACUGCACGAUUUUUGGCUGUCCCAGACGAAAGAUUGCCAUCGUGAAACAAUCGUGGCGAUUUCUGUAAUCGUGGCUUUUAAUCGGUGGUCCUUUGUCAUACAGUGAGAGAGGUUCAAAGAUGGCCGGUCUUGCGACCAAAGAUAGCCUAGGAUAGUUUUCUGACAGUGUCAGAAAUUCAGCAUGAUCAUCGCAGUGUGUUUGCUGCUACGACCAACGUCUAGUGACCAGCCAAUAAAAAUGCCACAUGAAAUCAAAGCAACAUGGCGCUAAAACUUAAAACUGCUCACCUCAUGCUCUUUUCUCGCUGCUUCCUUUAUAUUUUCAGCACACAUAAAAUCUACAACUGCCAAAGUGUGAUUCAACAUGGUCUUUUUGUUAACCACUAGCGCAUGCUGAUGACGUUUUAUUCUUCUAUAGAAACUUUCAUCGUAGCCUACGACAGGUGUCAUCAUCAUACAGUUUACAUGCAUGUCAUGCCCGAGUUCAAUGGAUCCAUGUCGCACAGUGUGAUUUGUAAUGAUCUUAAAGGAUUGCAAAAAUCGUGCAGUGUAUCCCAGGCUUUAAGUACAUAUUGCAUAAGUGCACAGUGUAUAGUGCGUAAUUUGGGACACAAAUGUUGAGUCAUUCAUUAGAACGAUUUGUUCAAAAACGCGGAUUCAUAACAAAACUGCGUUGCUCGGAGACGCGCAAUGGCUCUACUGUUUGGAAAUAUUUUCAUAGGCAAAAUAGAGGAAAAUCAGACAAUAUUGUGUCUAAAAUGUAAAUCACCUAAUAGCCAAUUAACUUAUUGUUUAUUGAAUUGUUGUAUAAAAUCAAUAUCACAUUUGCAAAUGUGCUGAUAUUCAGGAAAACUGCACUUUGCUCGUGUGAUAUUGUUUAUAAAUAUUAAAAACAAGGAAUUGUAUGAAGACUUUUUUUUUGCACCAUCUCUUGGUAUUUGGAAGCAUUUUUAUUCAUUUUGGUGGCAUUUUUACCCCAAGCCCUAUUAAUUUCCACCUCUGGUGUGUAUGCGCUGCAAUGAUGGCUGGGAUGGGACUCUUUUUUGAAGAGGGUUGCCAGGUUUUCACAAAAAUACCCACCCAAUUGCUACUCAAAACUAGCCCAAUUGUGUUUCGGGGGGGUCGUCCAGUAAAAAUUGCACCCCCAGGGGGUAAAAUCCGCGUUUUUGCCGGGGUUCACCUGGUAAAAUUUGUAUUCCAGGGGCUAAAUAUCAUGUUAUUUGGGUUCGCUUCAAACCGCAGCAACAAUGUUAAAGUAGCCCACUUCCGCUGGAAAACCCCAGAUUGGCAACACCGACGGAAGCCCCUUCUGUUGCAAGUGAAACGGCUGAAACAUAGCAAAGGCCGCUACUGCUGGUGACUUCCACCGAAACAUUUCUGAAGACGAUAACGAUUAUCCAGUUUACAUUUUCUGCUUUUUAUAAUGAUUUAGCUAGCGGAAGAACACGUCAGAUGCGCUCUGACCGACAUGCGUCGACUUCAUUCUUGCCUUCGUGAACUUUGUCGUCAAUGUAGCCUAGCUAAUACGGACUUCAUUUGUGUGUGUCUCUCUCUUGGUUUAAGGGUUAAAGGCGUCUUGAUAACCCUAGUCUAGCUGCUACGCUUCCAUUUGCGAACUCUUCCUCUGAAAACUGAAUGGCCUUUUGCUUCCUCUCCGUGCCUCCUUCCUCUUUAAAAUCCCUCCGGUCGGCUUCUCGUAGGUUGUAGCGAUCCAUCGCACAGCAGAAUUGAGCGUGCGUUCGAACGCUCUACUGCUCAAAUAGGCGGAAAAAAUAUGUUGUGUUUCGCCAUCACAUUCCACUGGAAAUUUCGUACAUGCAAUUGUGCAAUAUGACAGGACGUGAUACGGCCGCAUCAUAGAAAAUAAUAAAAGCCAUUCAGCCUGGUCUGAUCUCGAUGACGCACAGGCCCUGCUGCUGCUGUCUACAUGCACUGAAGUACACUAAACAGCAGAAACAUACUCUACACAAGUGCACUGCGUCCACGCGGAGACAUUUCAGCAUUCACGUACUUGUGUCGAAGUAUGUUUCUGGCCUAAUUUAAUGAUGUUUUGUCAUGUGUAUGUCGGAAAAGUAAAGAUAAACACUUGUUUUGAACUUAUCACAGGCGACAACGUGUGCUGUACAUGUCUAAAUGUUGUAAAGUGUUGCCUGUUGAGUUAAAACAUUAUUUUUUUCAUUGUCAGAUGUGUAUGCAGACGUCUCCUCAUGUGUUUGUGUAGAUAUCUUGUAUUUACUGACAUUCAUUUCUGUCUAUAGGUGUUUAUUUUGGCUGGUUGUGUGAUUUUUUUGAGGGGUGUUAUUUGAACUAACGAGGAUUUUGUGUAGUUUAUUUUCACGGUUCUGAACAAAUUCAGUUCAUGAGAGGAAUGGAUUUAAUUUAAAGUUAUGCAUCUCCUGGUCUGAACUGUCUAUUUGAACUUGUGUUUUUCAUAUUAAUUUCUGAACAAAUUCAAGUGGCCUAUCUGAAACAUACCACACAAACAAAUGAAACGUGAUUUCUUGUUAAUAAAUACACCCGUGCAUGUGCAUAUUGAGACUUUGUGUUGCAGUGAUUUGUCUGUCGUGCUUUCGCCAUGAGUUUAUUUCUUGGUUUUGAAAGAUGAAUGUAUCAUUAUUGUGAGUGUGUGACGUCGUUCUGAAAUGGGUUGUGAUUGGUUGUGGAUCUGGCAUGCCAACGACACGUCUGCUGUCAAGUGUCUGUGACGUCACUGGCCAGAUUUCUCUGAUGUAUCUGAUUUUCUUUUGAAAAGAAAGAGAAAAGUGCCAUGUACAGUGUGAACGGAACUGAAGUGGAUCCAGAUGAACUGCUAUUAAAGAGUUUCAUUAUAAGA
Molecule: messenger RNA, 7590 nt
Organism: Megalobrama amblycephala (Wuchang bream)
Lineage: Eukaryota; Metazoa; Chordata; Actinopteri; Cypriniformes; Xenocyprididae
Product: synaptic vesicle glycoprotein 2C-like
Exons: 13
Coding region: 1420-3615 (731 amino acids)
Biological process (GO): transmembrane transport; chemical synaptic transmission
Cellular component (GO): membrane
Molecular function (GO): transmembrane transporter activity
Source: RefSeq, a predicted model, not a curated record